AUGGCACAAACAAAUUCUUCAAUUAUAGUGGGAGUUCACUAUAAAGUUGGGAAAAAGAUAGGAGAAGGGUCGUUUGGGAUAAUUUUUGAAGGAAUUAAUUUAUUAAACAAUCAACAAGUUGCAAUUAAGUUUGAACCUCGAAAGUGUGAAGCACCACAACUCAGGGAUGAAUAUAGAUCCUACAGAAUAUUAAAUGGAAGUGUGGGUAUACCUCAAGCAUAUUUUUUCGGACAGGAAGGUGUACAUAAUAUAUUGGUGAUUGAUUUGUUAGGUCCUUCGUUAGAGGAUUUGUUUGACUGGUGUGGCCGUAAAUUCUCAUUCAAGACAGUAAUCCAGGUAGCCAAACAAAUGAUCAGUAGAGUGCAAACUAUUCAUGAAAACAAUUUGAUUUAUAGAGAUAUCAAGCCCGAUAACUUCUUGAUUGGCAAGCCAGGUACACCUCAGGCAAACCAAGUAUACGUAGUUGAUUUUGGAAUGGCAAAGCAAUUCAGGGACCCAAAGUCCAAAACUCAUAUUCCAUAUAGAGAAAAAAAGGCAUUGAGUGGGACGGCGCGUUACAUGUCCAUAAACACUCAUCUUGGAAGAGAGCAACUGAGAAGAGAUGAUUUAGAGAGUUUAGGACAUGUAUUCCUCUACUUUUUGAAAGGCGCUCUACCAUGGCAAGGUUUGAAAGCACCAACAAACAAACAAAAAUACGAAAAGAUUGGUCAGAAAAAACAAACCACUUCAGUGAAUGAAUUAUGCUAUGGCUUGCCAAUUCAGUUUGCACAAUAUUUGAGCUACGUGAGAGGAUUAAAAUUCGACGAAACUCCAGAUUAUAAUUAUUUGAUAUCAUUAAUGGAUAAAGCGCUUAUAUCCAUUGAUGCUACUGAAGAUGGCCAUUAUGAUUGGAUGGACUUGAAUAACGGAAGAGGUUGGGAUGCUGCAUUAAAUAAAAAGGCCAACCUACAUGGCUACGGUAAUCCACACCCUCCCCAGAAUUCAUCACAAAACGCUCAAUUGUAUAACAAGCAUAGAAAGUCGACAAAUACACCUCCACAGAGGUCCCAACGCACGAGCCGUAAUUUGGCUCCACAGGGUAAAAACCCUCGUUCGAAAUCAUUAACCUACGGCAACUAUAAUUCGAUAACACAAGAUAGAAAUGGUCAAGUAGCCUCUAGAAACGAAUAUCAGGAUGGUAUGAUACCAGUAAGAGAUGAUGGUGAUUUACAUUCAGACACAUCGAGCUUUAACGAGAGAAGGCAAAAAGAAAAAGGUUGGUUCCGAAAAUUGUGCUGCUGCUUCUAA
Messenger RNA from Debaryomyces fabryi, 1287 nucleotides. RefSeq names its product casein kinase. The transcript has a single exon. Gene Ontology annotation, biological process: endocytosis; signal transduction; peptidyl-serine phosphorylation. Lineage: Eukaryota; Fungi; Ascomycota; Pichiomycetes; Serinales; Debaryomycetaceae. The record is from RefSeq and is a predicted model, not a curated record. The coding region runs from base 1 to 1287 and encodes 428 amino acids. Gene Ontology annotation, molecular function: ATP binding; protein serine/threonine kinase activity. Gene Ontology annotation, cellular component: nucleus; cytoplasm.